AUGACCAUGUCUCGGCACCCAAUACGCAGCAGGCCCCCGCCGUCGCCGCUCAUCACCGUCCCCGCCGAAGUCAAGCUGCUCAUCAUGUCCGACCUGACGCCGAAAGAACUGGGCUCGGUUUGCCUCGUCCAUUCAUCCUGGCGCGAGAUCUCCCAGUACGAGAUGUUCAAUAAAGACAUAGCGAGCGAUGCACCGUCCGCGAUACUCUGGGCCGCGCUCGGUGGCCAGGACGACCCGACCGGACGCUACGAGAUGCAGUGCUCGGUGCUCCGGCGGUUCAUGGAGCAGGGCCAAGAGCCGUACCACAGCGAUGCCGAAAGGAAUGCGUUUGCAAAACAAAAGGUGAAUGCCAGGUACUACAAUGUGGACGGGUCGUUUGCCACGGCCCUGCAUUUCGCCGCGGCCAAAGGGCGGCUGCCGGUAGUGAUGAGGCUGUUGCGAUACCAUGCAAGCCUCGAUGCCAUGAGCAUUGGAAUCCACGCAUUCCGAAGCAGGGGUAUCAGAAUCACGGACGCGGUGCAGUAUGCCGGCGAUGAGGCCCGCCGCCUUGGAAGCAGGGUGUUCGGUGCGAUCCGGGGCGCACAAUGGCUACCGCUCAUGGCGCCGCUCUUGCUCAAGCACUACGACGUGGUCGAAGCCCUCGUCCACUGCAAGGCGCCGGCGAUCCUCAGCCAUCCACCUAUUACCGUCUUCCAUGUUAUAUCGGCCUUGUCGUCCGAGGAAUUCAACGCCGAGAGCGUCAAGCCAGUCACGAAAGUCAGAGGGAGGCGCAAAGCGCCAGUCAGUAACCAAGAACAGGCCUUCACGACUCCCAUGAAGCUGCAUCUCCGCCUCUUCAAAGCGUAUCCGAACCAUCUGGAAAUCGGGCUGGGCACAAAUUACUGGACGCCCCUCCACAUCGCAAUCCAGCGGGACAAUGAGGCGGGGUUCAACCAGCUCCUGGACCACGGGGCCAACGUAAACGCCGCGACGAUCCUGGGGUGCACGCCGCUGCAUGAGGCCAUAAGGCGACGUUGUCAGUCCUUCAUGCCGAACACGCGAAUCCCAAAGCGCUCCUAUAUCACCCAUCUCCUCGAGGCCGGCGCGGAUCCCAACGCCGUCUCACGCGCAGGGCACGCCGACACGCCCCUCAUGUGCACGCUGCGCGUCGACCAUUACUCCUGGGACAACCGCCACAUCAAGGACGUGGAGGCGGUCAUGGAGAUGCUGAUCAAGCAUGGCGCGCGCAUCAACGACCGCGGAUUUUCAGGCAGGACCAUCAUCCACCGCCUGGACGAGAAGAUUAGCAGCUCGAUGCUGAGUCCGAUACCCAGCUUUGACUCGUCGUCCGAGAGGCUUCUCGCCUUCCUCGUCAACCUGGGCGGGGACGUCAACGAGCGGACCUACACCAGCAGCACGAUCCUAAGCGAUCUAGUGUUGCGCACUUACGGCACCAGCCUUCACACGACACAGAUCUGGCCAUCCAUCAAGGGCUACUUCAAGACCCUCCUCGAGCUGGGCGCCCGCGUGCCCCCCAACGAUGCCGAGAACGUCUUCCAGGCCUGGCUCGACUACCAGCCCCUGCGCACCGUCGACAUCGACGUAUUCGCCCAGUGCGGCGAGUUCCUCUCCCAGGACUUCAUCGACGCGACGUACCUGCGCAUCGUGCAGCGGGCCGACACCAAGCUGUGGUACGCCAUAAGCGGACGCCUCCGUCCCCCUACCAACGCGUCCGUCCUCGUCGCCACCAUCUUCCAGCAGGAGGAACAGCAGGGCACCCACCCCCUCUGGCACCCCAUCCGCGACACCCUAUCCUUUGACCCGGCGUACGUGACCGAGGAGACCCGCGAGACGUACCUCCACCUGCUCGUCCGCAAGCUCAGGUGCGGCGGCUACACGCGCCCGUCGCUCGCUCUCAAGGACGCGCGCCUCUUCGCCGAGCGCGGCGUGCCCCUCUCGGCGCGCGACUCGGACGGCAAGACGGUCGUGCAGCGCCUCCGCGACGAGGGGCUCGACUUCCACAAGGACCUGCGCCUGUACCUCAUGGACGAGAGGGACAGGCAAAAUGGCGAGUACUAA
Molecule: messenger RNA, 2058 nt
Organism: Purpureocillium takamizusanense
Lineage: Eukaryota; Fungi; Ascomycota; Sordariomycetes; Hypocreales; Ophiocordycipitaceae
Exons: 1
Coding region: 1-2058 (685 amino acids)
Molecular function (GO): protein binding
Source: RefSeq, a predicted model, not a curated record